This is a messenger RNA of Limulus polyphemus (Atlantic horseshoe crab), 9625 nucleotides long. RefSeq lists its product as uncharacterized. NCBI's taxonomy places the organism in Eukaryota, Metazoa, Arthropoda, Merostomata, Xiphosura, Limulidae. Gene Ontology annotation, biological process: developmental pigmentation. The transcript is spliced from 23 exons. Gene Ontology annotation, cellular component: cytoplasm. Gene Ontology annotation, molecular function: protein binding. The record is from RefSeq and is a predicted model, not a curated record. The coding region runs from base 130 to 6234 and encodes 2034 amino acids.
AGUUGUAUAGUAUAAGUAUGUUACACAAACAAUGGAAAGGGUUAAUUCCCAUGUAAACUUAUAUUGCAAAAUGAUUUGAAGGAAACAUUAAGUUGCGUGAUUACUUGGAGUUUUGUCAACGGCUUUGCUAUGGCAACAGACAAGAGUGUUGGGGUUCGAUCAACGCAUAUUCUUUUCGAACCAUACUCUAUGGAGGACAUUUUUACAGUAAUCAAGAGUAAUUCUAGAGUAAAGUACACUUGCUUUCAUGUGUCUGAACAUUAUCUGGCUUUAGGAGCAACAAGUGGAGGAGUUUAUCUUUUUAAACGUGUGGAUCUUUCCUUUCUGAGGACAGUGACUAGUAAGGAAGGUGUUAUCACACAAGUUUCCCUGGCUCCAGAUGACAGUGUAGUAGGGUUUUCCACAAGUCGGGGUCAUGUCAUUGCCUUUGAACACAAUGCUGAGAAGGCACCAAACCAGCAGCAACGUUUGCAGGUGUCUUAUGAACAUAAAGGAAAUCAAAUAACUUGUCUACAGUGGAAUAGUGCAUCUUCCCGACUUUUUAGUGGAGAUGAUCAGGGUCGAGUAUCUGUGAUGAAUGUAUCCACUUCUAAGGCCAAGAACCUGUUUCAGAUCUCUUCCUCCAUCUUGUUGCGCCUGGAAACUCGCAUUGUCCAACUUGACAUGGCACAGGAACAUCUGUUAGUUUCAGAUUUUACUCGUUGUUAUGUUUGUCAUACAAUCAGGGAACAGUAUUCGCAGAUUGGAAAGAAACUCCGAGAAGGGGAGUAUGGAGCUUGCUUUUACCCCAACACAAAGCCACAGGACCCACCCACAAUAUUUGCAGCACGACCUGGUUCUAGACUCUGGGAGGUGGAUAUCAAAGGACAAGUACAAAAUACUCACCAGUUUAAACAGGCUUUGACUAUGUUGCCUACAUCCUUGGUAACUUUUAGGAAAGAGUAUGUUCCACCAAGUCCUGAUAUGCACUGCAGGCCACAGUCUGUAGCCUUUGUUAAGCUACACACCAUAUGGACUGAAGAUGGUUUACCUCUUCUCUUUACAUGGAGUGAUCGUGGAGUAUACAUAAUUGAUCCAAGAUUGGCUGAAGUUAUUCUCUGGAACAAUGAAAUUACAGGGAUCAAAGAUACUUACUGUCACAAAAACGAUAUUUAUGUCUACUUUAUUGAUGGGAGUUUAGCCAGAUAUUCUUUGCUAAAGAUUGAGAAAGUUUUUACUCAGUUGUAUGAAAAAGAACUUAACAUUCAGUUUGCCCAGCUGUUGCUGAAUUCUUACCAAUACUGCUCCAUUAUAAAUCUUUGUCUUCAUGUCCCUGUUUCCAUGGUUACAAGUGUGAUGAAGAAGCUUGGAGAUUCUGGAAGAAGCAAUCUAGUGAGUGGAUUAUCAGUUGUAGCUGGCCAGAUGGAAGAAGUUCAGAUGGAAAAAAAAAAGGAUGCUGUAGAGUUUCCCACAGAAUCAGCAGAGGCACAGCGUUUAAAAUCUGGUAUUUAUAUGGUUAGACCUCCUCCAAAAAGAGAACACUUAGCUUCAGCUAUUCCUACUAGGUGUCAUUCUUCUUCUCCUGUACACCAUCCACAUGGACGAUCUCCAAAUCUCCACUUCUCUGCUGUGUCUCGCUCUACUAACAAUACGCCAAUGAGAGUGCAUGAUUCUAAUAUAUCAGGGAAGAAAAAAUCUAUGACAGGUGAUUUUGUCAGAGGUAGUCCAGUUACUAUAUCUAACUCUAAACACUUUGAAACUAUAGAAACUGCUAGUAAGAUACCUAGACAAAUUGUGAACUACCGUCCUUCACCUUCUAACUCAAGUAUCACUUCAAAUGAAACAAUGGAUGAUAGCAUUGCUAUUAAGUUUGAGAAUGAAGACAUCCCAAAUAAAAAGAUUGAUGUUAAGCACCUUGACCCUAUAAAAGCCAAAGAAUCUAUAUCAAUAGAAAGGUAUCAAGAAAAUGGAGAAAUUUCAAGGAAUUCAUCAUCUUCAAACAUACUCAGUUUUCUGGUGAAAGAUAAACUUUCUGUUGUUGAUACAAAAGCCAAUAAAGUGUGUGCAGCACAUAUUGAUCAUGUGGGUGAUACUUUCAUUAUCUCAAAAGAUGAAAAUUUAAAACAAAAGUCAAGUAGUGAAAGUAAUGACUUGAAAUCUCCAUAUGAAAGCUUACAACCUCAGAAACAAGAGAGUGUGCCAGAUAUAAUAACCAGGUUUGAGGUUCAGUCAGAAAAUUCAACAUCAUUGGGCAAUAAUGUUCUUUGUUUAGUAAAUGGGGACACCUUGUCUGAUAAAUUAAACACAUCCACCACAGAACAGCAUUUUCAAUCAAAUGCUAGUGAUAAAUUAUCUGAGGUCCAUCUUGAAAGGGAACAUGAUAGUAAAAAAAUCUGUGUAGUAGGUGAAGAGUCUUCUUCACAUAUUGUAAAGAAUAUAGACAAGGAAAAUGUUUUAAGUCCUGAGCUUCGGAAAGAUGAGAAAUUACAAUUCUCAGACUUAAGUAAUAUCAAUCGGAUUAGCCUUGGUUCAGAUUCAUUUAAACAUAAUUUUGAGAAGGGUAUUUUUAUGGAUUCUGUGAGUGCUGAUUUAAAUGGAAACAUAACACUAAAUAUUUCUGAACCAUCUGUGAAAGAAUCCCUUGACCAGAGUGAAAACUCUCAGUUAAAAGAAAGGGAAGUCUGUGUUUUGAGAGAUAAACUCAGCUCAGAUGCCAGUCUCUCCAUUGCAAGUAAGAGUGAUUACCAGCACUUGUUAUAUGAUACACAGCCCUUGUACAACUGUAAUGAAAUCAAGAAAUUUAGUUGUUUAUACUCUAAGCACAUAAAUGAACAUAAACUUGAAAAUUUGGUUGAAACAAUUCCACAAUCUACAAUUUUUCCAACAAGUGAUCUUGAAGAUCAUGGUGAUGUACAUUUACUUCAGACAGUCCAUACGUUUGAAGGUGAUAAAUCUUUAUGCAGCAGCAGUGAUUUCACAGAAAAUGGUUCAGAUUCAAUUGAAUCAACAAUAUCAGAUGAGGUGAAAAAACUGUGUGAACAACCAAAAACAACUAUCGCUAUUUCUCCAGACUUGGAUGGUAGUUAUAGUUCCCUCUAUGAUACAUACAAUGAGAUUAUAGAUUUUGAAAAACCUUAUCGAUAUCUUAACAUGGCAAUGUAUGGUGGGGGAAUGAUACUUCCUCCAGGUCUUGACCUGUCCAUUAUUUCAGGAUCAGAUGUUGUUGACACUGGAGUUUUGGAAUUAACAAAGCUAAAAGACAGUAUCUCCAGCAAACUGACAUCUGGUAAGAAGGUACUUCUACAAAACUUGAAGGAUCUAGAAACAAAGUUUAAACAGAUGAAUUCAGAGCCAACACCUGAACUUCUUGAUGUGAGAGUUAGCAAGGGAAAAACAAAUAGUGAACAUCCUCACUUUGUUCCUAUGGGAACACGUUUAGAUGCAAGUCUUCUACAUUUGACUACUGAUGAUGUUAGUUACUCGGAGAUGGAAUCAGAGAGGAGAGUGAAAGAUAACUUCUGGUCAUUUUUACCUCAAAUUAGUAUUCAACCACUUUUGAAAGCAACAGAAAACACAAGCCUUCAACUACAAGACCCAAAAAUCCUGUUUGAUGAGAAAAAUAGAUCAUUGGCACUAGAUAAAUGGGUUUCAGUGCUUCAUCAGACUCAGAUUCAAGUACUUUUUCUAGUUUGUGCUUUAAAGCAAGCCUGUGGUAAACAAGCUCAUCAAAAAACUGUCAAUGGAGUACAACAUGAUGAGACUGAUAAUACAAGUUUUGUGAAUUAUGUGCCUACAAAGGACACUGUACCUUCUGUUACUUUGGGUUUGGAUGAGAGUUCACAUUCAAACCAUGAAAACAUUCCCAGCCAACUUCAAGAACAUUUGUUGCACAAUACAUAUGCACAGUUUGCUUUUACAGAUUCACAGUUAUCUGAAUUUCUUAAGCACUCCAACAUUUCUGAUAUUUCCAGCAGAUUGUCAAAAAUAUCUGACAUACAAAAAGUAGUGUUUGUAGAUGAUCCUUUUUUGUUGGAUGAUAAAGAGCACAAUGCAGUAUCUGAAUUAGUUAUGUUAUGUUUGGAGACACAAAUACUGGGUGAUACUAAUGUAAUUCAACUUGAAAUGUCUAAUUCAUUCAUUCCAUUGAAACCAGUGUUUACUGAAAAGUUAAAGGAAGACUUGAAACCAGACAGUUUUCAAUGUGCUUCUGCAUCUUGUGUUUCAUCUCAUGAAUUAACCAUUCAGGUACAAGUUGAAAUGGACUUUCAAAAACCUGUUGAUACAGUUGAUAAAAUUAUGAGACCAGGUUUGGAAGAUGUAGAUAAUAUUUCUUCAAGUAAACAUUAUAUACAAACCAUUCCAGAUGAUAUAAAAUCAUCAUCUCUGAAGAAGUACCUACUUCAGGAUUCUCAGUCUUUUUUGCAAGAAGAAAAGCAACAGUCUUGUCAAGAACAAAUGACAGGAGGUGUUUCAGGUGAUGAUGUACCAGAAAUGGUAUCCGAAAAUGGACCUUGCUUAUCUCAGCAAGUUGUACCAGGCACAUUCCAUGUACCUCAGGAAAAAUGCAUUCCAUUAAUUAGUGAUAAUCAGCAUGAUGACAACGAAUCUAUUAUUAUACCUGCAUAUAGUGAUACCCAAACUAAAAUGCCUCACGAGGAGAAAAUUAAGAAAAGACAAAGUUUGCAGAAUGAUAAGAGUGAUACCCAUUAUAGUAUAUCAUCAUCAUCAGACAGUUAUGUGAAUAAGCAAGUUAGGGAAUUGGGACAUGGCCAACAGGAGGAUGGACUGGUUUUUGAAAAUUUUGACCUUCAUUUAGAGAAUAAAGAUGAUUUAAAGAUGGCUUCUUUCAUUCAAAACUAUUUUCAUUUUUUGAAUCAUCAAAAAGUUUUACAGCUUAUAAAUUCAGUGGAUGCACUUAGGUUGUAUUCAUGGACAAUGCUCAUUAGUGGAGCCAAAGAAAGAAGUAAGAAAAAUGAUUUUUUUCAAAAAUUACAAAUAGGACAGGUUUCAGCUGCUAUUAAUUGUAUAGAAACUAAGGAGUGGAGUACUGUGGAUCUUAUAGCUGCUUUAAAGGAGAUAUUUGUUAUUUAUUCUUCCAAAGCAGUGGAAAUUUGUAUGAAGAAGUUGCCUCAAGUCACACCUCUGGAUGUACUGUACCUAACCAAAAGUACAGGGAGAUAUCCUGAUUUGUUUUUAGUAUUUAUGGAACAACUUGUUGAUAGUUUAUCACCCCAACAUUGGAAUUCAUCUAUCAAGAAAUACUUCUCAAACAAACAGAUAUGUUGGGAAUGGAUCAACCAUUUUUUGGGACAGAAGAAAUCCAAAGAGUUGAAAUGUAGCUGUGGUUCUCCAAGACCUGGAUCACAUCGCUACUUGUGGAAAAGAGGGAAAUUUCUAGAAGAGCUUAUUGACACUAUAAGCCCGAGUAAUAAACUUUCUGAAUUGUGUUACAAAUCAGGGUAUUGGCUAGGCUAUAUACAUAUAUUGAAAAAACAGUCUCUCCACGAACAGCUUCUGUCUACAGUCCUACAGCUUGGAGAUAUAGAACUUUUGUAUCAAGUUGGCAUUUUAUCUGCUUUGUCCAAUUAUCCAGAAAAGUGGCAAAACCUACUAUUUCUGUUAUCACAAAGACAGACUGUAAUGGGAGAAGUUCUUUGUUUGACCUGUGGUAACAGCUAUUCAGAACUAACACCCUUUCCUAGCUCUUCUGCAGAGACACCUACUAACUGGAAAGUAACCAUCAGUUGGGAAAAGAUUGGAAAGUUACUUGUAGAAGCUCUUGACUCAUCCACAGCAGUUAAACUUCUCCAGGAAUCCAAGAUCCCAGUUGGUGGCUUGUCUGCCAGUUUCUACCAAGCCUGCAUUCUCUCACAUCUGAUAGAAGUACAGCAAAGUGCCUUGGCUCACAGAAUGUUGUCACGACUGGAAAGCUACCUUUGGUCCCGUCGACCUACCACAAUUUCUCCUGAGGCACACCAGAUUUUGUUAAAAGAACGCAGAAGUGAGACAGAAGAUGAAAGCAAGAAGCAGGAUUUGUGUUCUACUGUACUGGGUCGGUUCCUAGAAGAACCUGAUUCACAUUGGGGGAUAACAGCAAAAUUAAAGAGUAGCUGCUCGGUGUGUGGGCUUCCGUUAACAGCUCAAACAAGUGCUGCAUUACGGGGUAUCACUGUAUGUAGUUGUGGUCAUACCUAUCAUAAAGGCUGCCUCCCUGAAGCUUUCUGUAUCCAGUGUUUGAAAACAGCACCCUCUUGAUUGCAUCAUCAAAUGUACAGUUCUGCUUUCUGUGUGUGGCAUCUGGUAGCAUGAAUUACUGCCAAGGCUUCAUUUGUCAACUGCAGUUUAAAACCAGUGCUUCAUAUGACAACAGAAUAAGAAGAUGGUUUGAAACUGACAGUAAAAAUUAGUUGUUAGUUGAUUUGUUAUUGGCAAAUUCCUGGUAUUGUGUUUAAUACAGCAGUCUCCAGUUACCCAAAUUAGGGUGUGAGUACAGACUGUUAGAGUUGUAUAUACGUAUAUAUAUGUCAGAUUUUAAAAGAAAGACAUUUAAUGAAUUAAGCUUGUUUCAUUCCACAUUUACUCUUUAUAAGCUUAUUUCAGUAAUAUUUAUUUAUGUUCAUUAGAAAUUUGUUUCUGUAGUUGAGAAAUAAGCUUAAUUUUUUUGUCAUAGUCAAUUUUAUAUUGCUCUUCCAUGUUCUUAAAUCCAUUUGAAAUCCUGUUCUGAAUAGUUGAGUAAUCUGAACAAAUCUGGUAUCAUUCUGUUAUGUCACAACUACUAAACAUUGCUCAUGCUUUCUAACUUACUUGGUAGAAAUUUCCAGGUGUGAAAACAGUGUUUACCCUCGUAACGUACUUAAAACAAAAAAAAACAAAUGCUAUUUCUGAUUGCAAAAAUUAAUGCAUUAUAUGACUAUAGUUUAUUAAUGUGUAGAAAACAAAUUUGUAAAUAUGUUCUAGAGCUACAAAUUAGUAGUAUAGUAAUUAAAGAAAAAAUAUAAUUCAGUUCUUGCAAUUCAAGGCUUUAAAAUAGAGAAAUUAAUUAUCAGAAAUAAUAAUCAUAUUGCUAUAUAAUUAUAAUUUUUUUGGACUGAUUAAAACAAAAAAAAUAAGUGCUUGUAAUGAACAGGCUGUUUUAACAACUUUUGUACUUGUUUAUUAUGAUAAUAUCUUGUCUCUAAUAAAAUACCAGGCCAAUUCUACAUUAUAUUUCUUUUUAACAAGCUUGAAAGAUCAUUCAUGAAUAGUGUUUCUUGGAAAGAACAAUCAUAAAAGCUGAAUUUGUCCUAAAUUAUUCAUAUGGUAAUCAAACAGUAGAAAACUUCCCAACUGUAUAUAGUCCCGGUUAAUGUUAAACUUACCUUGAUUAAUGAGUAGAAAAGGUAGCAAACAAUUGGUGUAACCCAAGUGUACUUGGUCCAGUGUUAGUUUGUUUCUGGUAAAGAGUAAGUAGAAGACCAUCUUAUAAAGCUGUGUUUUGUGAUAGACAAAUGCUAGGAUGGGAUCAUAAACUGAAACUGAGGUAUGAGCUGGGAGAUCAUGUGCAUACUGAAGGCUGAUUUUUUUUUUUAAUACUGAACUACAUGUACUGUGUAUUUAAUAUUUAAUUUGUUAGUUCCUGGAAUGUCUUAUUUGGUAAUACUUCUCAUUACUCAGUUAACCAAACAGCAUAAAUAAAACUUUUAUGAUUGCAACAUUAUAACAUUGGAAAAUUUUCAUUUUUAAAAACCUUUACUGAACAUCACUUAUGAUAUUGUCGUUUGGUGUGACUUUCCACCAACCUUCAUGCUUUACUAUUUAUGUACACACAUAUUAGACCAAUAAGAAACAAAUGAAGAAACGUUUACAAAGAGACUUCUGUAGUAGAAAGCUUCUGCUGAAUGACAAGAACACAAAAAUGUAAAAUGGUGGUUGCUUUUUUAGAUUGUAAAUAGCUUUUGAAAAAUUCACAAGUUUUACUAAAUUAUUUCUGAAAAUGAUAGUUCCAUUUCCAAAUCAGUUUCAGUUUGCAAAAGGAGACAGAAUAGUCAAAAUACUGAUUUUUAAAAAUUUUGUAUCAAAAUAUAUUUAACUGUUUGAUGUAGAAGAUAUGCUUAACAUAUCUAUGUAGUGGCUCAAAGCUCAGUAUGACAUCUGAAAUAUGUAAAAAAGGUUUAAUAGAACAAAAGGCAGACUAAAGUUAUGUGUAGAAAGGACUAAGAGCUAAAAUGUAAAUCAUUCAUUGUUGUAAAGAUUGGUUACAAAUUUCUGCUAAACCAAAAGGUCAAUAUUUCUUUAUUGUAUUUUUACUGGCAUAUUUUUGUUAGUGUUUAGUGCUGUUAAUAAAAAAAAAAUUUCCCUCAUUAAACGUACCCAAUCAUAAAAUAAAUAAGUUCUUAUGCUAAUUUCAUUUGAUUAUAUAAGAAUACAAAAUUCACUUUUGUGUGAUUUCUAUAUUGCUCUAACGAAAGAGCCAUGUGUUUUUAAACAGGAAACAUAAAUAGGCACAUCAAGGAGUUGUUUUUUCAUGAAGUUUGGAAAUGUUAUAAUAGUUUACACAUUUUAUGUUGUUGUUUUUUCUUUUCUUCUUUUGAUAAUGUUUACUUACUAUAGUUAAGUUUGUUUCAUAAAAAUGAACCAGUGAGCAAAUAUACUUUGAUUAAUUGCUUCUAAAUGUAUACAUUGUAUUACAUAAUCAUUAUUUUGGUCUAAACUGAGUCUGUAUUGCAUUUGCUUAAUAUUCUGUAGACACUUUCUGGUGGUACAUGACCACCCGCCAAAGUAAAUGGAAACAUAUUUAAUGAUAAUAAAAAUAGUACAAAAUAGGUUGGGAUACGGUGAGUUCAUGUGUAAUAAUGAGGAUUUAUAAUUAAUGUUAAGUUACAGAAUUAGGAUGCUGAUUUAAGGUGAUACCAAUACCUGUAGUGGGAGAAACAUAUAUAUAUUUCUAAAUCACGCAUUCAUGUCUUAAAAUCAGAGAUUCAAGAGAUUGUAAUAAUUUUAGGUGUUUAAAAAGGUGAAGCCUAAACACCAUGAAAGUGAUGUUAAUAUCGUUGUUUAAGAAAGCCUUGUCAAUUCUAGAAGCAAUAAUACUAGAAUAAUAAUGAAUAAAUGUUAAUUUGAAAAUAUGAAUAAUAUUAAGUUUCUAUGAUAAUUUGGUAAAAUGUAACAUGACCAAUACUUCAUGGUUGCCAUAACAUCCUUCAAAGCAACUAAUCUUAAAAUGGAAAAAAAUUGAAACAUUCAGUAUUGUAGUAUAUAAAAAAGAUGUCAAAAUUACCAGCUGCUUCAGGUUCUGUACUUAACAAAAGAAAUUUAAUCAACCUUUUAUGUUCAAAGAAUAGUUUUAUAUCAAACUUUCAGAAGUAUUAACCACUCCACAGCUUUUAUUGUUGUUUUUUGCUGUCAAUAGUUAUUUUAUAUUAUAUUGAAGUCACUAUUUGUGUGUUUUAUAUUUGUUGUUUUACUUACUCAGAACGUUUAUUCCGUAUGUUAAAUGACAAAUAAUUUACAUAGUAUACUGUUAUUGAUAGUGUUUUAUAAUGCAUUAAUACUUAAAUAAUUUUUUUAAUGGUGAGUUAUAUUUUUAAAACAUGUAACAGAAUACUUUUAAGUUAUGUUGUAUUAUAAGUAACUGCUUAUCAACUAAAGUUCAGCGAGCAGGCCUUAU